UUGGUAACCUGGCUUUUUAGCUUUGGCAAGAAUGGCGUCUAAAAGAAACAGUGAAGAUCUCGAUGAAGAUGAAAAUACUUCAAUUUCAGUUCCCGGACAGAAAACAAAAAAGGGCAAGUGGACAAAUAAACAAAGAGUUCUUGUGUUUUGUGGAAGAGGUAUAACGCACAGAGCUAGACAUUUAAUGCUAGACCUAAGGACCCUGCUACCACAUCAUAAAACAGAUACAAAGCUUGAUCGAAAGGACAAACUUUUCAUUAUCAAUGAGGUUUGUGAGAUGAAAAGUUGUAAUACUUGCAUUUUCCUGGAAAUGAGAAAAAAGAAAGAUUUAUUUAUGUGGUUUUCUUUUGCCCCCCAUGGUCCUUCAGCCAAGUUUUUAGUAGAAAAUAUUCAUACAAUGGACGAAUUAAAGCUAACUGGGAACUGCUUAAAAGGUUCCAGGCCAGUCCUAUCUUUUGAUAAGCAAUUUGACAAAACGCCAGAAAAUCAACUUUUAAAAGAAAUGUUUAACCAAAUAUUUAGUACUCCGAACUACCAUCCAAAAAGCAAGCCAUUCACUGAUCGUGUUAUGACCUUCUCCAUUCUCGAUAACAAACGUAUAUGGGUGAGAAAUUUCCAAAUUGUAGACGAGGGAGGCACAUUGCUAGAAAUAGGUACUGUAAAGUUUUGGACCGCGGAGCUGGAUCUUGUUCCRACGAUUGUGAGUCUGUCGACGCUGACGCACGAUGCAGUGAUGUGUGCAGGCUGCCUAACCACAGGUAGCCCAACCUGGCUGCCUGUGUUAUAUCGUCGAAUGAUUCGUCGCAAAGCAGCUUUCAAGUACAUUGAUCGCAUGGAUGCAAAGUUAGCCCUCGAAACACGGCGAGAGGAAAGCAAAGAUAUUUCUGUCGAUGAAGAAGACGUCGAUGACAUCUUUCACACCAUUACACAGUCAGAUAUCGAUAAAGCCAGAGCGAAUAAGAGCACAUUGAAAUCAACACCGAAGAAGAAAAGGAAAACGAGUUAAAUUUUUACAGAAUUUUUGGGAUGGAAAGAAACGAUUAUCUGUCUGCCAUGCCUGGCCAUAAAAAUUUCGCGGGAAUUGAAUUUUUUAAGAACAAAAUUCCAAAGAUUUUUUGUCGAUGUGAUGAUAUUGUGGUUUUUGUUCAUUCACGAUAAAAUAAAGAGCAGUAAAGAUUAAUUUUUGGUA
This is a messenger RNA of Exaiptasia diaphana, 1189 nucleotides long. RefSeq names its product ribosome biogenesis protein BRX1 homolog. The coding region runs from base 32 to 1006 and encodes 324 amino acids. The transcript has 13 exons. The record is from RefSeq and is a predicted model, not a curated record. Gene Ontology annotation, biological process: ribosomal large subunit assembly; rRNA processing. Gene Ontology annotation, cellular component: nucleolus. Gene Ontology annotation, molecular function: rRNA binding. NCBI's taxonomy places the organism in Eukaryota, Metazoa, Cnidaria, Anthozoa, Actiniaria, Aiptasiidae.